Dermacentor albipictus is the source of this 1050-nucleotide messenger RNA. Lineage: Eukaryota; Metazoa; Arthropoda; Arachnida; Ixodida; Ixodidae. The record is from RefSeq and is a predicted model, not a curated record.
AUGGCCCGUGACCGCCUCUCGGAAUAUCUCGAGAGCAAGGACACCGUCGCCGUCACCAAGUUCGGCUUCCGACCUCAUAUGUCGGCACAAGACAUCCUUUUACAGCUUCAUGACGAGAUCCUCGAACCCACAGAACACCCACAUAACGACAAGAUAGUCCUGGCACUCGAUCUCAAAGGUUCCUUUGAUAAUGUUAAGCACGCCGUCUUACCAAAGCAUCUUGCCGAGACCAACUGCGGCGCUCGUACAUUCAACUAUAUCAAACAUUUCUUAAUGGACCGCUUGGCCUAUAUACCGUUUGAGAUGGGAACACGGGGAACACCACAAGGCGCUGUGUUGUCCCCGCUUCUCAUUAACAUUGCCAUGACACACAUCCCAGAAGAACUGGCGGGUGUCGAUGAUGUUCAGCAUGCACUGUACGCCGAUGACAUCACCAUCUGCGCCACUACGGGAAACAUAGGACAGAUGGAGGAAUGCCUGCAAGCAGCGGCGAGCUUAGUAGACCACUAUGCCACGCACUGCGGCCUCCAAUGCUCCCCAUCCAAGUUUCAAUUUUUUCAUAUUCGACCUUCCCCGAAAUGCAAAAUCUCAGUUCAGCUUUCUCUCGCCAGUGGCCCCAUGCGAGAAGUGGAGGAGAUUCGAAUACUCGGUCUCUUCAUUAAUCAACAUCGCAAGGCCGAAACAACUCUUGCCAAACUCCGCAACGACGGCGACCAGGUGGGCCGGAUGGUUCGCCGCGUUUCCAACAAGCGAGGAGGGUUGCGAAGUAAGGAUGCGGUGCGGCUCGCACAUGCACUGGUAACUAGUAGAGUACUGUACUCGACACCAUACGUGCGCUUACGGAAACAUGACGAAGGUUGCUUGGAGUUUGUGCUCCGCAAAAUGCUCAAGAGAGCCCUCGACCUCCCUAUCUCCACUUCCAACACGCGCCCUCUCACGUUGGGGGUGGUGAACACCUAUCGGGAACUUCGCGAGGUGCAUCUCGCUAACCAGUGCACGCGUCUCGCCCAGGCCAUGUCCGGUCAUCGCCUCUUAUACCGGUUACCAUGA